AUGACUGCAGGACUCAAGAGUGGGUACUAACUGACGCCCUUUCGCUUGUCCGGGAUCGCUGUCUGUGCCUAGCCGAGCCUUCACUGACGUAACGCGCUGCCACCUUCACCCGUUCCUCCCCACUCUAUACCGACUCCUACCAUAGCCAUCAUCUUCCUGUCGUUCGUCUUGGCGGUCUCGUUCCUGCUCGUGAUCCUCUCGUGCGCAUUGUGGGCCAACUGGCUACCCCUCAUCACCGGUAAGACACUCCAUCCCUCCCGCUCCCCCCACCCCACCCCUCUAAACUGACCCGACUGCUCCCUCCUCCCCCCACCACAGCCCUGAUCUUCGCCUUUGCGCCUCUCCCCAACGCGCUCUUCUCCCGUUUUCAAUCCGAGGAUUCCUUCUCGGCCGAAUACAGUUCCGGACCCGUCGAUUUCGGUCGAUUCCUGACGGCGUGCUUCCUCGUUUCGGGCGUCGCGUUCCCCUUCGCGUUGGCCCAUGCGGGUGUGAUCCAUGAGAUGGCUGGAUGGAUGAGUGCGACCGGUGGUGCGGUUGGAUAUGCCACAAGUUAGUCUGUGCAUCCAGCGUCUGCUGCUCCUGGCAUUCCUGGCCCUCGUUGCUGAAUCCUCGUAAGCUGCUUGGCGUGUUUCCCACAGUUAUCACCUAUUCGCAUUUCUUUGCGAUUCAGAUUGCAGAAUAUUAA
This is a messenger RNA of Microbotryum saponariae, 685 nucleotides long. Lineage: Eukaryota; Fungi; Basidiomycota; Microbotryomycetes; Microbotryales; Microbotryaceae. The record is from the annotation of a GenBank genome assembly.